CCACGAGCUCCAAUCUACGGAAAUUGGAAAUGCCCAGCACCUUGUACUUUAGCCGGCGGAUAAAUAGGCGGCCAUUGCCAUCAAUAUUCUAAGUCAAGAUCACACAUCUACAAGUAUUCAUAUAAUCAGGAUAGAUCCUCCCUCAUCAACGUAUCCAUACCACUCAUAUUGUGGCAUAUCGAAAAUUUAAGCCAGUCAAGUUCACGUUCAAUUAAUCAACAUCACCAAAAUGCCUCAGUCUAACCCCAAACCUUUGAUCUCGCACCUCUACACAGCCGACCCCUCAGCCCACGUCUUCAACCAAAAGCUCUACAUCUACCCCUCCCAUGACCGCGAAUCUUCCAUCCCUUUCAACGACAAUGGCGACCAAUACGACAUGGCCGAUUAUCACGUUUUCUCCAUCGACACUCUAGCUCCCCUCACCUCUACCUCCACAGAGAAUGUGAAAGUGGAGGUCAAAGACCACGGCCCCGUCCUGAAAACUGAGCAGGUUCCUUGGGCUUCGAAGCAACUCUGGGCCCCUGAUGCGGCGGAGCGGAAUGGGAAGUAUUAUCUGUAUUUCCCCGCAAGGGACCAUGAAGGGUUGUUUCGUAUUGGGGUCGCGGUUGGGAAUGCGCCGGACGGGCCUUUUGUUGCGGAGGAGACUUGGUUGAAGGGGACUUUUAGUGUUGAUCCGGCUGUUUUUGUGGAGGAUGUCAGAGAUGGGCAUGAAGAUCAAGACGGAGAUGGGAAGGAAGCGUACAUCUAUUUUGGAGGGCUAUGGGGGGGCCAAUUGGAGAAGUGGGUGAGGAGCGAGGAUGGAGAGGAAGGAGGGGAGGGAUGGGUCUACGACAAAGAUGCGAAGGAACCGACUGGACCAGGAGCUCCAGCGCGCGAGCCUCUCGUCGCGAAACUCUCGCGCUCAAUGACAGAGCUUGCGUCCCCCGUUCGUCCUUUGGUCAUUCUUGACGAGUCUGGGCAGCCGCUAGCGGGGGAUGACCACGAUAGACGCUUCUUUGAAGCCUCCUGGAUGCAUAAGUACAAAGGCGUUUACUACUUUUCCUACUCGACUGGCGACACGCACUACCUUGUGUAUGCAACUGGGUCUUCACCUUGGGGCCCGUUCACGUACCGGGGACGAAUACUAGAGCCUGUGCUAGGGUGGACGACGCACCACUCGAUUGCGGAGUUUGAAGGGCGCUGGUGGCUGUUUUAUCAUGAUUGCGAGAUUUCGGGGGGACAGAGUCAUUUGAGGAAUGUUAAGGUACGGGAGAUUGGAUAUAAGGAGGAUGGGAGGCUAGGUUUAUGCAAAACCCCUUCUGGCACCUCGUCUUUCAUGCUGGAAUUCAACUGUCCACGCCAGACAGGGCAGGGUUGUAUAGACAGUCUGCUAGAGUUUGCCGCUCCUCGAGGAAUUUCUGAGUCCGGUGGCGCAACUAUACGGAUAGCAACAAUGAACUACUAA
Aspergillus nidulans FGSC A4 is the source of this 1444-nucleotide messenger RNA. Its product is annotated as glycoside hydrolase family 43 protein. The transcript has 2 exons. The record is from RefSeq and is a predicted model, not a curated record. Gene Ontology annotation, molecular function: hydrolase activity, hydrolyzing O-glycosyl compounds. Lineage: Eukaryota; Fungi; Ascomycota; Eurotiomycetes; Eurotiales; Aspergillaceae. The coding region runs from base 230 to 1444 and encodes 404 amino acids. Gene Ontology annotation, biological process: carbohydrate metabolic process.